Molecule: messenger RNA, 1734 nt
Organism: Clonostachys rhizophaga
Lineage: Eukaryota; Fungi; Ascomycota; Sordariomycetes; Hypocreales; Bionectriaceae
Source: the annotation of a GenBank genome assembly
AUGGCUCUCCAUCAAUUCGACUACCUUUUGGCAGUCGGCACCAUCUUCGCCUUCCUCGACGCCUGGAACAUUGGUGCCAACGAUGUCGCCAACUCAUGGGCCUCGUCCGUGUCCUCGCGCUCCAUCACCUACCUCCAGGCCAUGUGCGGCGCCUCUAUUCUCGAGUUCGCUGGCGCUGUCGGUGUUGGUGGCCGUGUCGCUGAUACCAUCCGAACCAAGGUUGUCGACGUCCAAGCCUUUGAAGAUUCACCAGCCCUUCUCAUGCUAGGCAUGACCUGUGCGAUUAUUGCCUCUUCUCUCUACCUUACCUUUGCUACAAAGGUUGGUAUGCCCGUGUCUACAACGCACUCCAUCCUAGGUGGUGUUCUCGGUAUGGGUGUUGGUGCCCUUGGUGGCAAUGCUGUCAUUUGGGUCGGAUACAAGGCGGAUGGCUCCGUGAACAUUCAGUCUGGUGUUGUUCAGGUCUUCCUUGCCUGGAUCAUCGCACCUGUCCUGUCUGGUACAUUUGCUUCCCUCAUCUUCCUCUUCACCAAGUACGGUGUCUUGCUGCGGAAGAACCCCACCAUGAAGGGUCUCUUUCUCAUUCCCUUCUACUUCUGGGUUACCUCCUCGCUUAUUGUCAUGCUUCUCCUCUGGAAGGGCGGCGGUUACACCGUGAACCUCACUGAGGCCCAGAUGCCUGGUGUUAUUGUUGCCACCGGUGCUGGUGUCGGUAUGCUCGUCGCCGUCUUCCUCGUUCCCUGGAUCUACAGAGUCGUCAUCAAGGAGGACUGGCAGCUUCGCGCCUGGCACAUCUUCCAAGGUCCUCUCCUGCUCCGCCGCGGGGAAGUCCCACCCCCACCUCCCGGUUUCACUGGCGCCGUGCGUAACUUCUACGAUGGCCAUCUGACUCGGGAGGAGCUGGAUGCCCGGCGUGCUCGUCAUGCGGCCGAACACUCUGAAGAGGGUGACGUUGAGGGACAGCACGAAGACAAGGCCGUCGACGGCGUCGCGAGUGACUCUGUUGACGCUGCCGAGAACACUACCCCCGCUAAGAAGAGCCUCGUUGGGCCCAAGCCUGAGGUGGCAUGGUACAGAAAGGAAUUCCUCUGGUGGGCCAUCAAGUUCGCCCUUUUCCGCGGUGUUGAUGUCGAUAUUGUCGCUAAGCAGAAGGCCGACACCGUGCUUAGCCGUGACAUGGAGGAGAUCCAUGCCCGUGCUACCCACUUCGACAACCGCACCGAGUUCCUCUACACCUUCCUCCAAGUUUUGACUGCCUCUGCCGCCUCUUUCGUACACGGUGCCAACGAUGUGGCUAAUGCUGUUGGCCCUUACGCUUCCAUCUACCAGAUAUGGGAGAGCGGCAAGAUUCCUGGCGCCAAGUCUAACGUGCCCGUCUGGAUUCUGGCUUUCGGUGGUGCCGGUAUCGUCGUUGGUGUCUGGACCUACGGCUACCGUAUCAUGUCCAAUCUUGGUAACCGCAUGACCCUCAUGUCCCCGGCCCGCGGAUUCUCGAUGGAGCUGGGAACCGUCAUUACGAUUGUUAUUGCCACCCGUCUUGAACUUCCCGUUUCCACCACACAGUGCAUCACCGGAGCCAUCGUUGGUGUCGGCCUGUGCAAUGGCGACUGGCGAGCUAUUAACUGGCGCAUGGUUGCCUGGGUCUACCUUGGUUGGUUCAUCACCGUACCUGUCUCUGGCCUCAUCGCAGGUUGCCUCAUGGGUUUCAUCACCUAUGCCCCCAAUUGGUCUUGA